UAGGCCCUAUUACUUUUUAGAGCGAGCAAAUCCUGUGCGACGAUGUAUUUCUCUGUGGGCGUUGAACCUGAAAAUGAAAACCUAACAUCAUAAUUUUAAGAUUUACGAGUAUCCAGGACUCUCAUUAUUCUUCUUCAGGGUGUCAGUCGGAGGAGAUCAUUCAGAAUGUCGUCCCAUCAACCGUCGGGAAAGAACAUGAAAACGAAGCAUAUAAAGGCCGUUUCGCAGAAAGUGAAGCUAUUUCGGGCGAGUGAGCCACUCCUCAGUGUAUUGAUGUGGGGGAUUAACCAUUCGAUCAGUGAGCUGAGCCAUGUAAGCAUUCCUGUCAUGUUGAUGCCAGAUGACUUCAAAGCCAACGGCAAGAUCAAGAUUGACAACCAUCUCUUCAACAAGGAAAAUUUGCCAAGUCAUUUCAAGUUCAAGGAGUACUGCCCGCAGGUCUUCAGAAAUCUCAGAACUCUCUUCAGUAUCACAGACCAUGAAUAUCUGAAUUCCUUUGUAUGUUCAUCACCAAUCUACGAUGACUCUGCGGGUAAGAGCGGUGCAAAGUUUCUCCGGUCCAGCGAAGGGAAGUUUGUCGUCAAGACGAUAUCCAAAGAAGAGGUUGAACUCAUGCAUAACAUUCUGCCACCAUACCACCAGUACAUAGUUGAGAAGCAUGGCGAGACGUUGUUACCACAGUACUUGGGCAUGUACAGGUUAACGGUAGACGGCGCUGAGACGUACAUGGUCAUCAUGAGGAGUAUAUUCGGUCACACGCUACCCAUCCACAGAAAAUACGACUUGAAGGGCUCCCUCAUUGACAGGCAAGCCAGCGACAAAGAAAAGGCCAAAGAUCUUCCCACCUACAAGGACAUUGACUUCCUGAGUGGCAACAGAAGGAUAAUCGUAGGACAACAGACCAAGGAUCAAAUCCUUAUCAAACUCAAGUCAGACACGGAUUUCCUGUCGGAGCAGAAGAUCAUGGACUACAGUCUCCUGGUGGGCAUCCACGACAUGGACAAGUAUGAGCAGGACAGGGAGGAGGACGAUGCAGAGACGGCCAGCCAGGAGAACGGGGAUGCAGUCAUUGAAGAGGAAGGGGAAGACUCUGGCAGCGGCGAGUGCCUCACCCCUCCUGACAGCCCCGUCCUCACGCCCAGGACAAGGCACGUCAUGAUCGAGGAGUAUGACCCCAGCAUCGAUGUCUACGCUGUGAAAGGAUACGAGAGAUGCCCUAGGAAAUUGAUCUAUUUCAUGGCGCUGAUUGAUAUCCUCACCCACUGGGGUGCUAAGAAGAAGGCUGCACAGGCUGCAAAGACAGUCAAACAUGGAGCUGGUGCUGAAAUAUCCUCCGUCAAACCUGAACAGUAUGCAAAGAGGUUCUUAGACUUCAUCUCCAAAGUCAUGGAAUGAAGAGGAACCCACAAACCAAGACGGACACAGUCAGUCUGAGACUCUUUCCUAAACCCACGUCUUGAUUGAAAGACAUUUUGUGACCAAGAAAAAAAUGACAGGGUCUGUCUACACAGGGGAGCCGUCCGGUUUUACAAACAAGGUGUCCAUGGGGACGUGCCAUCGGUUUGUUUGGAAUAACGCACUUCUUGCUUUGGGCCCGGAGCAAACCAGUGUAAAUGUGAACGCUCUUUGUUGGUCAGGUAGGGUUGAAGGGUGUAUAGAACUUGGAUUAUGAAAGAAAAAAAUAUAAGUUGAGAAAUUUAUGAAAGCUUAUUUAAUAUCAUAUGUCUAUGGGUGUAUCCAAAUAUAAGUUGAGAAAUUUAUCAAAGCUUAUUUAAUAUCAAAUGUUGAUGGGUGUAUCCUUUGGGGGGCUUGUCCAGAGCUAUGUUUGCUUUGUUUGCAUAAAUAUGGAGGACCUUUGUGUCGUAACGCAUUGUUUUGUAUCAACUAUCUUUGUUCACUGUCGCCUGGGAUCACUCCAGCUGCAUCAGUGUCGGUGUAAUGGUUCUCAUGUUAUUGGGAUAUCACGGUAAAUGGCAGUUAAAGGGUAGAUAUUAGAGGUAUCACCAAGUGAACUUGUGUAUAAAUGUGCUUCUUUUUAACUUUAGCACCCUGUGUUGUACAUGGUGUUACCCCCCCCCCCCCCCCCC
Molecule: messenger RNA, 2087 nt
Organism: Strongylocentrotus purpuratus (purple sea urchin)
Lineage: Eukaryota; Metazoa; Echinodermata; Echinoidea; Camarodonta; Strongylocentrotidae
Product: phosphatidylinositol 5-phosphate 4-kinase type-2 alpha
Exons: 9
Coding region: 166-1395 (409 amino acids)
Biological process (GO): phosphatidylinositol metabolic process
Molecular function (GO): phosphatidylinositol kinase activity
Source: RefSeq, a predicted model, not a curated record